CAACAUCUCUCCUCCUACACAAGCAAACUCUCGCAAGGAUUACCAUGACGAGCAUCUGCAGCAGCAACUUCCAGCAGCAGCACUAUCAGCUGACCAACGGCAACAUCAUGUUGCUGCAGCACCAAAACCAUCAGAUCCAGCAUCAGCAGCAGCAGCAACACCACCAGCUGAUUGCCCCCAAGAUGCCGCUGGGCACCAGUCAACUGCAGAACCAGCAGCAGUCGAACAUCGGGCCCAUGGCCCAGCAGAAGAAGAAGUUCAACUACAAUAAUAUGCCCUAUGGCGAGCAGUUGCCAUCGGUGGCCAGGCGCAAUGCCCGCGAGCGCAACCGUGUCAAGCAGGUGAACAACGGAUUCGUCAAUCUCCGCCAGCAUCUGCCCCAGACGGUGAUCAACUCGCUGUCCAAUGGAGGACGUGGUGCCAGCAAGAAGCUCUCCAAGGUGGACACUCUGCGCAUUGCCGUCGAGUACAUCCGUGGCUUGCAGGACAUGCUGGAUGAUGGCACUGGAUCAUCCGCCCGUCACAUCUACAACUCCGCCGACGAGAGCAGCAACGAUGGCAGCAGCUACAACGACUACAACGACAGCCUGGACAGCAGUCCGCAGCAGUUCCUCCUGGGAGCCGCCCAGCUGAACUCCGUCCAGGCCCACUCCUACCACUCCGCCUCGCCCACGCCCUCGUACUCCGGCUCCGAGGUCUCCGGCUAUGUCAAGCAGGAGCUGCCCGAGCAGGACCUCAAGUUCGAGUCCUUCGACAGCUUCAGCGACGAGCAGCCCGACGACGAGGAACUCCUCGACUACAUCUCGUCCUGGCAGGAGCAGUGAGUGGAUCUCAUCGAAAGCCUCCAACGACAUAACCAAAAAAACAACCUGUACAAAUUGUAAAUACCUCAAAUUGUUGCCUUAGUGAGUGAGAAACCAAGUCCCAGAUUCUACAUUAGCUCCUAAGUUACCACCCGACCCAAACUUUUUUUUGACACUAGCCUAAGACAAUGGAAGACAAUGAUAUAAAACACUUAUUUU
Drosophila suzukii is the source of this 1022-nucleotide messenger RNA. It is a transcript of the gene l(1)sc, whose product is annotated as lethal of scute. Gene Ontology annotation, molecular function: RNA polymerase II transcription regulatory region sequence-specific DNA binding; DNA-binding transcription factor activity, RNA polymerase II-specific; protein dimerization activity. Gene Ontology annotation, biological process: developmental process; regulation of transcription by RNA polymerase II. Lineage: Eukaryota; Metazoa; Arthropoda; Insecta; Diptera; Drosophilidae. The record is from RefSeq and is a predicted model, not a curated record.